GCAGACGAACUACCAAGCAUGCGUCCUUGCGCUUGUCGGAGGAGAGAAUACGAGAAACUGGGUGCUUGUCAAAAUUAUCAAUGAUCAGAUGGUUUACAAAAUCCCAACGAGGUAAAACGGUCAUAGCUUGACAAACGUGUACCUUCAAGGUCACGUUUCUGUGAUCGCACAUAUUGUCUGCUUCGUUGAAAACACAGUGAUUUGGCACAGGGACCUUAUCUCAAGCUAGCCAGCUCUUCAGUACACUUAGCGGACUAUGUUGAUGAUAACCCAUGUGUAUCAGCCUGCUUCCACACCAGCCUCAUCCUGAACCUCUGAUCGGACAUUUCAAGACGUGAAAAUCAAAAUUUUGAAAAUGAAUUCAACAAAUCAUACUGGAAACUCAACUGGACCCGUCGAGGUGUCUUUUGAAAACCUAUACCCGGCCAUUCUGCAAUGUUUCGUCAUCAUCCUUGGUGGCUACAUCGCCGGUCGUGCAAGCAUCAUCACCAGCACGCAGGGUAAAGGUAUCGGGGCGUUUGUCUCCAACUUCUGCCUCCCGGCUCUCCUCUUCAAGAGCAUGUGUGAGCUGAACUUCAGCUCCGUCAACUGGACAUUUCUCUGGAGUAUCUUGAUUGCCAAGACUGUCGUGUUUGUCGUCGUGGCUCUUGUGACCCUGGUUGUAAAGAGACCUCUGAAUUUGGGCUGCGCUGGACUGUAUGGUAUAUUCAGCACACAGAGCAAUGACUUCGCUCUGGGAUACCCCAUAUUACAAGCACUGUAUCAGAACAACCACCCCGACUACCUGCAGUACAUCUACCUUGUCGCCCCCAUCUCCCUGGUCUUCCUCAACCCGCUCGGCUUUGUGUUGAUGGAAAUACACAAACGACGCACCGAAUCAGUGGACUCGACUCGCUCCACACGUCAGCUAAUCUGGCACGUGUUCAAAGGAAUCGUCACAAACCCCAUUGUUUUCAUGACAGCUAUCGGGAUAGCAGGAAACUUCAUCUUCAAGCAACACGUGCCUCACAUACUGGAUGACAUUCUGACAGUUCUAGCGGAUGCCUAUAGUGCAGCUGCGCUGUUCUAUCUUGGCCUCAGUCUGGUGGGGAAGGUGAAGAGUCUCACCGGCAUCGCGCUCCUCGGACCAGUCCUCCUCAUCGGUGCAAAGUCACUCUUGCUUCCGCUAAUAACAUGGGAGGUGAUUGGCUGGCUAGAUAUGCGAUCCACGUGUAAUGAAAGCGAGGCUCUCAGCAUGUAUGGCUUCCUGUAUGGCACAUUCCCAACAUCGCCCUCUGUCUUCCUCUACGCCAGUCAGUACGGCUUCGCACAGGAUGUGGUUGCAACUGGCAUGGUGGCUGGCACGUUCAUCUCUGCACCCCUCAUGUUUGUGUCGGCCAAGAUGAUGACAGUGGUGGUCAGCAACGAGUUGGACUACAAGGCCCUCCUCCUCGACACCAACUUCGACACUAGCAUCGUCAGCAUAGUCUGCUGCGUGUGGGUGAUGGGGGUGUUCAUUCUCAGCGGCAAAUGGCGACGUUGUCCACAUAGAUUCACUCUCUGUCUCGUCUUUUCUCAGCUGGUGUCGUGUGUGGGGAUGUCGAUGUACAGCAGCGCUACCACAGUCCACACGUGGCAGGAGUAUCUCCAGAUCACGCUGCUGCUGGUGGGCGUGUUCAGCACCCGCACAUGGACUGCCGUGGUGUCUGUCGCGCUGUGUCUUCUCCAUGUACGGGGACUCUGCUUCCUGCUUCGUAUUCAAGUCUGGCUCUUUCUCUUUGGAUUUGGAUUACCGUUCUUGGUUGUGGGGUGUCUGUUCCUGCUCGGCCACGACCAGAUGGUGCAUGAGAUAGACCCUUCCUUUCACAUGGGGGAGGUGCAGAUGAUAUUGGGACCCAAAAAUCAACAUCGGGAUCUUGCACUGUUAAUGUCUAUGGUGUCAAUUCUAGUCUUGGUUCUUGGCCUUGGUAUUUCAAUCUUUGCAUUGGUCAUCCGUCAGAGAAAUGACCGAUUGUAUGUGGUGGAGAGCAGGGUGAAAUCAGAGAGAACACCCGCAACCGGAAACGGUGUCCAGCAGACAGAGAGAAGUUCUGUCAAGAGUACUCCCAAACUCAGUGACGACAACAACUCCACACCAACUCAGUAUGACUCUUGUAGUGGAGUUUCCAGAGUGCCAGGCAUAGAGGACAUUAUUCCAUUCCCCAGUGCCGCUAAAAGAGAAGAUACCAGCAGCGUCUCAUCCGACCAAUCAGAAGGUUCCGAUACCACGCUGUUCUCCAGCAUAGAUGAGCGUACAUGUCUGACCGGACGGUGCAGUACAAGCCAGAAGCGACAGUGUAUCGGUCGACUGCGAACCUACAUGAAGAGCGUCAAUGUUCAUGCUCAUGACCCACAGGCAGAGACGCAUCAGCCAACAUACUCCGCGUUGCAAGAGGAAUACCAGACUGGACACCAUCUUGUGUUGCUGCUGCUGUUGAUAUUGUCCAUGUUCAUUGGUUUAUUUUUGUGUGUGUGGCGAUUGUUCAACAGUCAUCCUACCGGAAUCUACAUCGAGAUUGAGUUUCUGGACGGUGUUUUCAAUUAUGGGCAGGGAUUCUUAUCGUUUGCCGUGUUUGGGUUUGACACCAAACUCAUGUUUGCUCCUAUAAUUAGAAGAUACAUAUCUCGAUACAGGUGGAUCAAUAUUCUUUAUGUUAGAGCAAGACGUAUCAUUUAUGGAGUCGAGAUCGUCCAGCUGCCGAAACGGGAUGAGAUCAGUGAGGAGACACAAAAUGUUUGUGAUCAGUUCAAAGAAUAUCACAAAGAAAACUGUGAGAAGCAAAUUGUCAGAGAUCAAAGAUACCGGUUAAAGAAGUACCACAAUGUAUUUACUGGAAACGAGCUUUGUGAUUGGCUGAUAAAAGCUGGGCUUUGCCGAGACCGUGGGAAUGUCUCGUAUGGCCGCAACCUGGUCCUGGGGCGCUGUAUUUCUCAUGUGACGGGAGAACACCACUUUCAUGAUUUGCCCUACUUCUAUAAAUUCCUCAACAUUGAUGAUUAUGUUCCGUGUUAGAAGACAACGGGAAGCGGACAGUUACAGCAGUCUCAACUGUGAUAAUCGACUUGGUUAUUUUGUCGUCAUCUGUUUGAAUCAGUCCACUCAGUGCUUUGCUAUUACACAGGAACCGCCACUCUUGAUCAGCUGCCUUCAGCUGUCUUAUCUGUCCAGGCAUUGCUGGAUGAGCUGAAUUGAGGCAUUACAUUUACUGUUUAAGAAAAACACGAAGGCUUUGAGAGAGCUAUUGUUUACUGUGAUGCAAUAAUGCUUAGAAGGGACACUGGCAUAUCACACUAAAUUCAGAGCAUUAAAAUAUAUCAAAAUCAUUAUGAUACCUUACUUUAAUGCUGACAGUACACUAACUCCAUCAAGAUACUAUUUAUAUGAAAACAUCUCCAGUCUGAUACUCUUGGCCUCGCCAGGUGAAACUGUCCUAACAAGAAGUGUAGCGGAGUCUGUAUCUGAUGCUGCAGUCAAACACUGUCAGGAUAAAAUGGUUUGACUUGAC
Haliotis rubra (blacklip abalone) is the source of this 3524-nucleotide messenger RNA. RefSeq names its product integral membrane protein GPR155-like. Gene Ontology annotation, biological process: intracellular signal transduction; transmembrane transport. Lineage: Eukaryota; Metazoa; Mollusca; Gastropoda; Lepetellida; Haliotidae. Gene Ontology annotation, cellular component: membrane. The record is from RefSeq and is a predicted model, not a curated record.